GUUCUCUUCUAAUUACUUCCGCAGUCGAGGAAACAGGCGGAAGUCAACAAAGACCACAGCCUGUUGUGUUCCUGCGCUGAGAUACGAGCAGAAUGGCGGAGGAGGAGGACGAGACUGGAUACGAUGAGGAGUUGGAUGACGGAUCCAGCGGAAUGGAUGUCGGCGGCCACGGGAAGAGAAAGAGGCUCUUCUCCAAGGAGCUCCGGUGCAUGAUGUACGGCUUCGGGGACGACCAGAACCCGUACACGGAGUCUGUUGAUAUCCUGGAGGACCUGGUGAUCGAGUUCGUCACGGAGAUGACCCACAAAGCCAUGUCUAUCGGACGCCAGGGCCGCGUCCAGGUGGAGGACAUCGUUUUCCUAAUCCGCAAGGACCCCAGGAAGUUCGCCAGAGUCAAGGACCUGCUGACCAUGAACGAGGAGCUGAAGAGAGCCCGGAAAGCUUUCGACGAAGCAAAUUAUGGCUCAUAACCCCAUUUUUUUUACAACUAAUUUGGUGGCUUAUUUCCUUUUUCACUCCUAAACUGACCUGACCUGUGUUGUUGAGGGGUUUGAUUAGACACGACUUGUUGUCCAAAGGCAGUUUUUUGUGUGAUGUUUAUUUGAAUCAUUCUAUGGCGGUGACGAACAAUGUCAAAGUGUUGCACAGAUGCCUGGGGGUUAUGGUGUCUGGGACUGUCUCAAUAAAGAAACUCACAUAUUGGUUUAACAUG
Anarrhichthys ocellatus (wolf-eel) is the source of this 712-nucleotide messenger RNA. It is a transcript of the gene taf13, whose product is annotated as TATA-box binding protein associated factor 13. Gene Ontology annotation, cellular component: transcription factor TFIID complex. The transcript has 2 exons. Gene Ontology annotation, molecular function: protein heterodimerization activity. Bases 93 to 470 code for a protein of 125 amino acids. Gene Ontology annotation, biological process: transcription by RNA polymerase II. NCBI's taxonomy places the organism in Eukaryota, Metazoa, Chordata, Actinopteri, Perciformes, Anarhichadidae. The record is from RefSeq and is a predicted model, not a curated record.